Mercenaria mercenaria is the source of this 1555-nucleotide messenger RNA. RefSeq lists its product as uncharacterized. The coding region runs from base 692 to 1555 and encodes 287 amino acids. The transcript is spliced from 6 exons. Lineage: Eukaryota; Metazoa; Mollusca; Bivalvia; Venerida; Veneridae. The record is from RefSeq and is a predicted model, not a curated record.
CUUCACAACAAUCAUGGCGGCGCCCAUGAAAACGUUUUCUGAAUUUUAGUAUUUUUAAUUAAUUUAUCUUUACAUUUCUAAGUUAUAUCAUAAUAAAUAAGACAUGGCUAUGGUGGACAGCUUAUGAGGUCCUGUGAGAGUGAAUAACUUACUUUCAACAUUGAACUUAAAACCUAUAGGUAAUAAAAACCUGAAGGCCAUGGAGGAACGUGCAGGUGAGGUAGUAAUAUUAAUGGCACAUUCUGCUGAAUCAGCUCAUCAAGCUGCUGUGGAUGCAUUCAAGAAAGAAAUGGAAGAUAUUUCUGUCCAGGAAUCUUCAGAAGCACACAAUGACAUGAUUGGUAUUAUGAAUGAUCUUGGAGUCUGUCCACUUCCAGAUGAAUCCCCAUCACUAAGAUUAAAGUUGCAAAGAGAGUCUGUGAUUUGAAAAUGACAUUGACUGGACUGACGUAGAUAAAGAAGAUGAUGAAUUAGAUGAAAGUGUAGACACCUCAAGUUGCAGCCUACAACAAGCAGUCGAUCCAAGUAUUCCAGCCAAUUCUUCUACUUUCAGUACACCAAAAGUAAGAGACUUCCAUAUAAAACAGUUAAAAUUCCACAGCGUCGGUCAAGCGGAAAGUCGUUUACUACUCCAUGUGGCAGAGUAAGAUGCAGCCUGGCACCAAAAUACCCUUGUCGGAAAAGGAUUGGAAUGUCUUGUGCUGUGGACACUGCAUGGCAUAAGUGUGGAUUUGACCGUUUAACUUCUCACACCUUCUUUAUGAGUAAGGCCAAAUAUGGUAAGAAGGUUGUUAAGACUGUCGUUAGCCAUAGGACAUGCGGAACAUGCAAUUGGUGGCGGAGAAACAGACCUGGUCAGACAGUUAGACAACAUAAAUGUGUACGAAACCAUCAAGGUAGUGCUCGUCUGAUGGAAAGUGUGAGUGGUGUUAAAGGUAUACAGGAGCUGGCACAGGAAGGUACCCCUGUAGAGUAUAUUGAGGGGGAUGGAGACAAUACAAUGCUGGCGAGGUUGAAAAAUGAGCUGAAUGUCACCUUGAAGAAACGAUAUGACAGAAAUCAUGUCAAAAAUGUUGGUAAAAGUCUAUAUGCAUUACAUCAUGAAAAAGGUGUGAAACUAAGUAAAAGUGUUAUUAUUCACAUAGAGAAAUGUUCAAAAUAUGCUCUGGCAAAAAAUCAAGGUGAUAGAGAUGCCUUAGAAGAUAAUUUGAAAGCCCUCACACCACACCAAUUUGGCGACCAUUCGUUGUGCAAGGGACAGUUCUGUGGUUAUAAACGGAAAAGAGGAGAGUUUUAUGUACACAGAAACCUGCCUUACAAAACAUCACUCAAUGAUGCAGAUAUGCUACGACAAAUAUUUGAUCCUCUUAUUGCUAAAGUGGAUCAGUAUGUGGACUUAGGAUCAAGCCAACAAUGUGAACAUGCAAAUCGUGAAGUAACCUUACGGGCCCCUAAACAUCUUCAUUAUGGUAGCUCAAAGUCACUGGAUUACAGAGUACAUGCUACAGCUGCCUUUAUUAAUGAAGGAGGGAACUAUAUCUCUAAGGUAUACUAG